ACCCGUUGAUUUUGUCCCUUUUUCCCGUCAACCAAUCCAACCACCAAAAUAACCAAAUCGUAUGCACUUUGGGGAUUUUUUUUAUAUUAUGGACCAAGAUCCAUCUCCUGCUACGCAAACGCCUCGUGGCGAUCAUCGGUCUGAGAAUCGUAAAAUGGACUUUCCGGUGACGGGACCUGAACUGGCUUCCUCCGUUUGGGACUGGAAUGAUCUCCUCGAAUUAACUUCUGACGAUCACUUACCCAUUUCCUUCGACGACUAUGGUUUCUCCCCUCCUCCUUUAGAAGCUCUGGCUGGGGAUCCCAAUACAGUUCCGGCGCCCGAUCGUGUACGGAAGCGGGACCCGAGGAUGACUUGUUCGAAUUUCAUAGCUGGUCGGGUCCCCUGUGCGUGCCCCGAGAUCGAUGCGCAAGUCGAGAAGCUUGAAGAGGAAGAGGCGGGCGCGCCGGGGAAAAAGAGGGCCCGAACCGGUCGAGUCGGGUCGGGGACGUGUCGAUGCCAAGUUCCGGGUUGCGAAGUGGAUAUUAGCGAGCUUAAAGGUUAUCACAGGAGGCAUAGAAUUUGUCUACGAUGCGCCAACUCCAGCACCGUUCUGAUCGAUGGAGAAACCAAGAGAUAUUGCCAACAGUGUGGCAAGUUCCACCUGCUGUCUAAUUUUGAUGAAGGUAAGAGGAGUUGUAGAAGGAAACUAGAGCGUCACAACAUUAGACGGCGAAGGAAGAUUGUUGGUUCUAAGACUGCUGUCAAUAAAGAAUCUCAAGGUGCUAUACAAAGCGAUGGCAUUGCUUGUGAUGGUGAAGCAGGAAAAGAUGAUUUGAGUGGCCUGAUAGCUGAAGAAGAACCAGCCUUUGAGUCUGAAGAAGCUCUUGUUUCUGCUCAUUGUUCGGCUCCCCUGUUGCAGGAUAUUCGUAAUGAUAGUGUUAUAACCCUUAUUGACACUGAAACAGAUGGAGGGAAAGAUGAUUCCAAGUUUUCCAAUUCUACUUCUUACUGUGACAGCAAGACGGCAUACUCAUCCAUGGCAGGAUCUCUUUCAAGCUUUAUGAUUGGAAUCCAGCAGAAUUCCCACGAAGACUUCGGCACCAAGUAUUUUAAACAAUUUUUCUUAACAAUUUUUGAAUGGCUGGCCAACAUGCCUGUUGAGUUGGAAGGCUACAUCCGUCCUGGUUGCACUAUCUUGACUGUGUUUAUUUCAAUGCCAAACAAUAUGUGGGCGAAGUUAUCAGAAAAUCCAAUGACCUACAUGCAUGAUUUUGUCUUUAGACCUGGAAGGAUGCUAUAUGGGAGAGGUUUCAUGACUAUUUAUCUUAACAACAUGAUUUUCCGUACUAGGAAAGACGGAACUUCGAUGGUGAAAAUUGAUGCGGAGGUGCAGGUCCCAAGACUUCAUUUUGUUUAUCCUGCAUGUUUUGAGGCUGGCAAGCCAAUGGAAUUUGUUGCUUGUGGAAGUAAUUUGCUGCAGCCUAAAUUUCGAUUUCUAGUAUCUUUUGCCGGAAGGUAUCUGCCCUGUUAUUAUCGUGUUGCAUCCUCACUUGUUCAGAGUAAAGAUGAUUCUCCUAGUUGUGAUCAUCAAUUAUACAAGAUAUACAUCCCACAAACUGAACCGGAUCUCUUUGGUCCUGCAUUCAUUGAGGUUGAGAAUCAGUCUGGAUUAUCAAAUUUUAUUCCUGUCCUAAUCGGAGACAAGGAAGUUUGUUCUGAGAUGAAGUCAAUACAGCAGAGGUUUGAUGCCUCCGUUUUUCAAGAAAGAUCAAUUUUUUCUACCACUGGGUCGUUGGUUGAGGCAUGUGAAAUGUCAACUUCUCAACACAGAGCUUACUCUGAAUUUCUCUUAGAUAUAGCAUGGUUAUUGAGGGAGCCUAAAUUGGAAAAUUUUAAAGAAACUAUGGCCUCUUCUCAGAUUCUAAGAUUCAAUCGUUUAUUGAGCUUUCUCAUACAAAAUGAAUCAACAAUCAUCUUGAAGAAAAUAUUACAAAAUCUGAAGAUUGUGGUGGAGAUGAUCGGGUUUGAUGGAACUAAUGAUUCAGGUGUAAGGUUAUUACAGAAAUAUAUGAAUCAUGCUAGAGAUAUCCUUAGUGACGAACUUCAGAAAGGUGAAAUUCCUGUCUUUCGUUCAGAGUACAUUGAGCAAGAAAGAAACCAGGUUUCUCAAAGCAGCUUCGAUAACAAUGAGCUACCAAUUGUUCCAAAAAUUUCUCAGGUUUUGGAGGAAAGAACUAGUAAACUACAAACAAUAAUGGCAGCACCUACUCCCAGUGAAACUGUUCCACUUUUAAACAAAGAAAUUAUCAUGAAUGUGAACCUCAGCAAGGAUUACUCGAGAAAAUCGUGUGGAUUUGCUACCAUGAGAUUGAGGUCCCGUCCGACUGUACUCAUAAUUGCUGCUACUGCUAUUUGCUUAGGCAUGUGUGCAGUCAUUUUCCACCCCAACAGAGUUGGUGAGUUUGCAGUAACAAUGCGCAGGUGUUUGUUCGACAGGGUAUAAGGGGGUGUAUGGACAAAACAAUUAGUGCAUGCGAACAGGGACGAGGCAUGCUUGGACCAUUGCUUCGUUAGGAUGUAAAUAUAUGUAUGUUAGUGUUUGAUGAAAUCAGGGUGUCCGAAAACAUCCUCCAAUUUUGAGAUGGGUUUAAGAGGAUUUGACGUUGUUGCCUGAAUCCAAGUGGCAAUGUAGGUGUAGAAAGGUAAUUGACUUUUCAUAUUCCUUGCGGUAGAUGGGAACAUGAAGGUUGUUGAAUCAUUUAAGAGGGACUUUUUUUUAAUCAUUGUAAAUCAUAUAAACUACAAUUGUUAAGCAGGUUUAGGUGUAGCUAUUUUCCUGUAUUUGUCUAGGCAUUCUCCAUAUGCAAAGAAACUCCCUCUUUUUUUGAAAUUUAAUUAGAUUUGUGAGCUUCAGUAA
Molecule: messenger RNA, 2899 nt
Organism: Gossypium raimondii (Peruvian cotton)
Lineage: Eukaryota; Viridiplantae; Streptophyta; Magnoliopsida; Malvales; Malvaceae
Product: squamosa promoter-binding-like protein 7
Exons: 10
Coding region: 62-2485 (807 amino acids)
Cellular component (GO): nucleus
Molecular function (GO): DNA binding
Source: RefSeq, a predicted model, not a curated record